Molecule: messenger RNA, 467 nt
Organism: Capsicum annuum
Lineage: Eukaryota; Viridiplantae; Streptophyta; Magnoliopsida; Solanales; Solanaceae
Exons: 2
Coding region: 21-344 (107 amino acids)
Source: RefSeq, a predicted model, not a curated record
CUGGAACUACAAAAAGAAGAAUGGGUAGUGGUAGGGGAAACACUGAUCCAUUCAAAAGGCAAAGAGUAGUAGGAAUGGAUGUGCUUCAAGCUGAAAAUGACUUUAAAGUUCUAAAUCCUGGCAUGCCUAGCAGUAAGAUAUACUCUAUUGGUCAAGCAAAGGUGGCAAGAUUAGCUGAUGUAACUAGUGGCAUUGGUUAUACACCAAGUAGUAUCAGUAAAUUAAAAUGGAAUGGAAAGUCAGCAAUCUCAACAAGAAAACUACAAGAACUUAAAGAGAAUAGAAGAAAGAAGAAAGUGGGAAGUAGUUCAAACCAUCCAAGUCAAAAUACCGCUUCUUCAUAGUCCAACAUGUCAUGAAAAUUGUAGUGUUGUUGAUGUAUUUUAAUCACUGUUUUAAGUUAGUUCAGUUGACAUGAAAAUAAUUUUAUUUUAGUGUUGGAAAAUAAUUAAGCACUCUUGCCUAAU